Molecule: messenger RNA, 2694 nt
Organism: Oryza brachyantha (malo sina)
Lineage: Eukaryota; Viridiplantae; Streptophyta; Magnoliopsida; Poales; Poaceae
Product: protein indeterminate-domain 7
Exons: 4
Coding region: 636-2174 (512 amino acids)
Cellular component (GO): nucleus
Molecular function (GO): DNA-binding transcription factor activity
Source: RefSeq, a predicted model, not a curated record
ACGGCAAGCAAAAGCCUGAACUGCUCUUGGGGAUCCUUUUAAUCUUUUUAGCUGGCUCAUCUUGAAAGUAAAAGUAAGUAAGCUGCAGCAGCAGCCAGCUGCAGGGUAUGCAGGCAGGAGGAGGAGAAGAUAAAGAAGAGGGAUUUGGUUUUUGGUGCCCCUUCCUUCUUCCAUUUUGUUCAGAAACGCCACUGGUUGGAGCUGGACCUUCUUCCUUCCCCUUCCUCUCCUCCUCCUGUGGCAAGCUAGCAGCUGCCAAGCAAACACAGUGUUCAGUUCUCCUUUUAAUUUCUCUCUCUCUCAUGGCAGCUGAUGCUUCUGCUGCAUGUAUGAGUAGCUGCUAGCUGCCUGCUUGGUUCUCUUUUGCUUGAGCUAGCCUGUGUGUGCACUGCUGCAAAGCCAACUCUCCUCUCCUUGUUGUGUUCUACACUUGUGCAGCUGCUGAGUGUAGAGAGAGAGAGGAGGAAGAGAAAGAAGAAAGAAAGAAAGAAUCUAAAAUUGCUUUCUUUGCAGUCAUUGACCACACCCAGUUUCAGUUUCCUCCUUUUUCAUGGUGGUGUGCUGAGAGCUGCAUCGAGGAGGCAAGUAAAGAUCGAAGCUUUGCGUCGAUUGGUGGCGUGCUCCUCCAUCCACCUAUGUUUCAUCACCAUCUACAGCAGCAGCAGCAGUUCUUGUUGGACGAGGCGGACGCGGACGCGGCGUCGGCAGAUCAGCAGGAGAGCAGCAUGUCCAACCUCACCUCCUCCGCCUCCGCCGCCGCGCCGCCUCCGUCCUCCGGCGGCGGCGGCAACAACAACAAGAGGAAGCGGAGCCUCCCCGGGAACCCAGACCCCGAGGCGGAGGUGGUGGCGCUGUCGCCGGCGACGCUGAUGGCGACGAACCGGUUCGUGUGCGAGAUCUGCGGCAAGGGGUUCCAGCGCGACCAGAACCUGCAGCUGCACCGGCGAGGGCACAACCUGCCGUGGAAGCUGAAGCAGCGCGGGAGCAAGGAGGCCGUGAGGAAGAAGGUGUACAUCUGCCCCGAGGCGUCGUGCGUCCACCACGACCCCUCCCGCGCCCUCGGCGACCUCACCGGCAUCAAGAAGCACUUCUUCCGCAAGCACGGCGAGAAGAAGUGGAAGUGCGACAAGUGCUCCAAGAAGUACGCCGUCCACUCCGACUGGAAGGCCCACUCCAAGAUCUGCGGCACCCGCGAGUACAAGUGCGACUGCGGCACCAUCUUCUCCAGGCGUGACAGCUUCAUCACGCACCGGGCGUUCUGCGACGCGCUGACGGAGGAGAGCGCCAAGGCCAUCGGCGGCGGCAUGCCAGCCGCCAUGGCCGCCGCGUCGGGGCACCACCACCACCAGCUGCUGUUCUCGCCGCCGGUGAUGGCGCACCAGGAGCUCGCCGCGCUGCAGGAGCAGCAGCAGCAGCAGCAGCAUCAUCACCAGGAUAUCAUGCAGUCGCCGCACCAGCACCAGCAGCUGGUGCAGAACUGCGGGUACGCCGUGAAGCCGGAGAUGGCGCCGUGGCCGACGAUGCCCUACGAACACCACCACCCGCUGCUGCAGCCGCUCUGCAACGCGGCCGCGCAGAGCUCGGCCACGUCCGCGCCAACGCCGCCGCAGCUGCCGGCCGCCGCGGCGCACCUGUCCGCCACGGCGCUGCUGCAGAAGGCGGCGCAGAUGGGCGCGACCAUCGGCGGCGCGGGCACAGGCUCCGCGGGGGCGCACUACGCCCAGAUGGCGUCCGGGGGCGCCGGCGCGCCGACGAGCGCGGCCGGCAGCGCCACCUUCGGGCUCGGCCUGUCGUGCCUCAACACCCAACAGGACGGCGGCGGCGGCAACGGCCUCGUACCGGCCGGAGUGAUGGGCCAGCUGGCAAGAACCGCCUCCCACGGCCGGAGCGGCGAGGACGUCGGCGGGGGAGGAGGAGGCGGAGGCACCGGCACCGGCGCCGGCGGUGGCAGCGACGGCAUGACGAGGGACUUCCUGGGGCUCCGUGCCUUCUCCCACCGCGACAUCCUCCUCGCCGGCUUCGACUCGUCGUGCAUGGGCCACGUGAACGCCGCCACCAACGCCGGCAUGGCCUGCUACGAGCCACCGCAGCAUGGACAGCCCCAGAACCAGCACCAGCAGCAACACCAAAGCAGCAGCAACGAGCCAUGGCAUGGCAUGGGUAGCCAUAGCUAGCUACUUUAGCCAUAGCCCAUAGCCAAACCUUUCUUCUUCCUCUCGUCAGCCAGCCAGCCAGGCCAUCACACAUUCGCACCUGCCACUGCCAUUGCCUUGCAUCUCCAUCACUGUGCAGAGAGAGCGCCAUAGCUUAGCUAGGGUCAGGCCACUCACUGCUUGCUACCACUCUAGUGCAAGAUGCCUUUUUGAGAAGGGUAAUCACUCUCUCUCUCUCUCUCUCUCUCUCUCUCUCUCUCUCAUAUUUCUCCUCUCUCUUGUUCUUCAAACUUAAUUUUGUUUAUCAUAUAAUAUCUCAUGAUCUUGGAAGCUAAGCUAAGCACAAUUAAGCAGCCAUGGUGAAGCUAGGCUUGGAUGGAUGGAUGGAUACUGCAAAGCACUCAGUCAGGGGAGUUUGUAAUUUUUUGUUCUUUUGGUAGGAGGAGAGAACUGUAAGCUAAGCACGGAUCAAGUGAAGGAAAACUAAAGCUAUGUGACAAUCGAUAAUAAUACAUGCACCCAUCACCUAUUUUUUUUUUGU